Messenger RNA from Orbilia oligospora ATCC 24927, 888 nucleotides. RefSeq lists its product as uncharacterized. NCBI's taxonomy places the organism in Eukaryota, Fungi, Ascomycota, Orbiliomycetes, Orbiliales, Orbiliaceae. Bases 1 to 888 code for a protein of 295 amino acids. The transcript is spliced from 2 exons. The record is from RefSeq and is a predicted model, not a curated record.
AUGGCAAGAGACGACGGCGACCUACCCGAAGCAGUACCAGUAGCGAGUACACUACCGCAAACCUACCAAGGAGACCACGAUUUACCGCAGGUGGUGGAAACCACAACACCACAGAAAUGGCGACAUCCACAGUUUGCGGAGGGUUCGUAUACGCCGUCGCCGCCGUUUAUACCGCCACUUGAAGAUAAAAGAAUAUUGGGAUUACGGCGGACGACAUUUUUUCUAUCACUCGCGUUGGCGGUUUUGAUUGUUUUCGGUAUUGCUUUAGGGGCAGGGUUGGGCGUUGGAUUAAAGAAAGGCGAUAGCAACAGUAGUAGCAAUGCGAAUAGUAGUGGAGCACAAACAUCUUCUAUAACAUCCUCACCGCCGUCAACAUCUACUACUUCGACUACCAGCUCGACUACAACCACAGCGUGCGACCCCUUACGAACAGCUGCAGUCACAAAUGGUGGAUUCGAAGCCGGUGUCGAAGCAUCCGACAUUCGUCCGUGGUAUAUUCCCGAUCUUGUCGCACCAGCAACUUACGAAAUCCUCAACGUCAACGGCAGCAAUGUCUUCCAUGCGAUCUGUAAUUCAGAUCUAGAACAUGGAGCAUACACAAAAAUAAAACUUGCGCAACAAUUGCGAACUUGCCCAGAUACGGACUACAAUUAUGAAUUCCGCUAUAAUUUUCUUCCGGGAAGAAAUCAAAACGCUUAUAUCGUGUUCUUCAUCGACGGAGAGGAGAUAGCUAAUAUCAGAGCCGGGCCGAAUGAUUGGGUUACUCGUAGAGGGAACUUUACGUCGAAGAGAGGUGGGAAUUCGACGCUUUUACAACUGGAUUUUGCACCGGUGGCUUUUGAUUCGCAGGAGUUUUUUGUAGAUGAUUUCGAGGUUACACCGGCUUAG